This is a messenger RNA of Cannabis sativa, 1747 nucleotides long. Its product is annotated as F-box protein At4g09920-like. Lineage: Eukaryota; Viridiplantae; Streptophyta; Magnoliopsida; Rosales; Cannabaceae. The transcript is spliced from 3 exons. Bases 176 to 1618 code for a protein of 480 amino acids. The record is from RefSeq and is a predicted model, not a curated record. Gene Ontology annotation, molecular function: protein binding.
AUUUAUUACUUUCCUAAAAUUAAUUCCAUUCUCACCACUCUCACUCUCAUUUUAUUGUUUAAGAAAAACCCUCCUCUCUGCGUUCAAAAACCCUAAAUCUCAAAUUUUGAAUAUUUGAUAUUGAUUCUGCUACAUCAUCAUAUUCAUCAUAAUACUAAUCACAUAAUAUAACAGCAUGAUUCUUCGUUCUGCAAAGAAAUGGGCGAAAACAACAGCUGGUGAUGACAGAAUUUCGAAACUUCCUGAUGAAAUCAUCACUCACAUCUUAUCGUUUCUCCCAACUAAAGAUGUGGUACAGACUUGUAUUCUUUCAAAGCGUUGGAAACACAUCUGGUAUUCAGUCCCCACACUCUUUUUCUCCGAAAAUGCUACUACUUGUGAUAUUGAAAAAUUUUAUGAGUUUGUAGACAAUUGUUUGAAACACCGCAAGCAAUAUAUGAUUGAAUCGAGUAUAUUUACUUUUAAGCUUAAUUUGAAUGGAUAUAGAAUUUCUUAUUUCGAGGAUGGAUAUCAUACAACAAGAAAGAAUCAUUUUGUAGAUAAAUGGUUAGCUUUUGUAGUUGAGAAUAAUGUUAAGGAAUUUGAUCUUAGUAUGCUUGAACAUGUUGGUCCAUAUAAGAGGUUCUAUGGGCUAUCGAAAAUACUAGACAAUGCAAAAUAUUUGACGAUUUUGAAGUUGAGUGGGGUAGUGUUGGAUGCUAGUUCUUGUUCCUUUAGUUUCCCAUCUUUGAAAACUUUGUCAUUGGUAGAUGUUCUACAAUCAAAUGCUUCAAAGGAUGAUGUGGUGGUGAAGUUUUUGUUGGGUUGUCCUUCUCUUGAGAAUUUGUGUGUCUGUGAUUAUGAUUUCUCUAGUGUAGAUUAUCAGCCUCGACUGCAAAGUUUAAGCCUAAAGUUCUUGGAAUUUAAGGAUAUAGAGAUUAUGUCUGCAUUACGAGUUGAAACUGUAAACCUUGAAUCUUUUGAAUUUGAGGAUAUUCGUGUUAACUUAGACAAAAUAGAUCUCUCUGCUUGUAAGAAAAUUAGAAAUCUAACGUUAUCGGGUAUGAUCUAUGCUUUUCCCUCCAAAAAGUUUGAACUUCUUAUUUCGAAUAUUCCUCUUCUUGAGAAUUUAACUUUGAGCUUCCAGACCUACACCGAAUUUACUAAGGGCUUAAGAAUCUCAAGUCAACACUUGAAAUGUUUCAAGUUUAAGAGUUCUAAUAUUGGAAUUAUGAAGGGUGUUACGAUUGAAUCUGCCCCAAAAUUAGAGUACUUUUGUUAUGAAGGCUAUAUCAAUUUUAACAUAUCACUGGAGUCUUCGAAUUCGUUGAAUGGGAAAAUUGUAAUUCUUGAAACUGAGAAAAACUAUGAUGCAAAGUGGUUUACCAAUAUGCGAAAUUUUCUUAUGAAUCUCAAUUGUUCUUGGAAUAUCGUAACCCUGCAUGUUCGCAAAUGUGAGGCUCUCAUGUGGCCAGAGAACUUGAAGAACAUAUGUCCUUAUCCUUUGCUUAAUUGGAAAAAACUCCGAGUUAUUACUGACCGUAAGCCUAAGCCUAAGAGAGAGUCCGACUUCAAAGAUGCCUUGAUGAAUUUACCUUGUUUAGAAACACUAUCUAUUAAUGGAAAGAAAAUAUUUUAGUUAGUUUACAAUAUAUUAUGAUUAAGGAUAUCUUCCUUUGUAACUUUGUUAGUAACUUUGUACUAAUGAAUUUGAUUACCUUGCAUAAGAAUAAGAUAUUCUUAUAUUUAUGAAUUUGAGUUUACAAUC